CACUCUUCCACUCUCUCCUCCCUCGUAGCACACAGCCAGCUAAAGUCUCCCUUUGCAAACCUACAAAUCAAUGAUUUAACGAGUUUAUCAACGUCUGCAGAUAAAGGAUUUCCACCAUGGCUUCUCGAGCAGGUCCCAGAGCAGCGGGCACAGACGGCAGUGACUUCCAGCAUCGAGAGCGGGUUGCCUCACAUUAUCAGAUGAGUGUUGCCUUGAAGUCUGAAAUCCGUAAACUCAACAUCGUCCAUGUGUUGAUCUGGGUGCUGAUGGCAGCUCAGGUGACAGUGAGCCAGCUGAGCCUAGUGUCCCAUAAGAUCGUCGCCUCUCCGUACCAGUGGGAGUACCCGUACCUCCUGAGCAUCAUCCCGACGGUCUUCAGCUUUUUGGCGUUGCCUAAAAACAACAUCAGCUACCUGGUCAUCUCCAUGAUCAGCGCCGGUCUCUUCUGCGUGGCCCCGCUGAUCUACGGCGCUAUGGAGAUGUUCCCCGUGGCUCAGCAGCUCUACCGGCACGGCAAAGCUUACCGCUUCAUCUUCGGCUUCUCGGCCGUGUCAGUCAUGUACCUGGUGAUCGUCAUCGCUGUGCAGGUGCACGCGUGGCAGAUCUACUACAGCAAGAAGCUGCUGGACCAGUGGUUCACCAGCACGCAGGACAAGAAGAAGAAAUAAGCUCAUCUCUGUUAGGGAAAGAGGAAUUUUGAAAACAAUCUCUGAACUGGUGGCCAACUGAGACCAAAAGAAGAGACUGCCAAAAGUUUUGAUGUCCUAUGUUGUCUUUUUCUAUAUUUAUAAUUCACGGUGAUAUCAUCAUGGUAACAAUUACCUGCAGAAAAUCAGUCCAUCCUGCUGCCAUUUUAUUAUUGAGAAUCAUGCACUGUAAAUGUUUCCUGUCUGUACCUUGAUUUUUCCAGGUACUUAAAGGCUAACUGGAAGAUGACUGUAACACAAAUGUCCAUGCUUUGGAGUUCAAAAGUAAAUUUAACUAUUAAAACCA
This is a messenger RNA of Cheilinus undulatus (humphead wrasse), 993 nucleotides long. Its product is annotated as protein jagunal homolog 1-B. Bases 117 to 668 code for a protein of 183 amino acids. NCBI's taxonomy places the organism in Eukaryota, Metazoa, Chordata, Actinopteri, Labriformes, Labridae. Gene Ontology annotation, cellular component: endoplasmic reticulum membrane. The transcript is spliced from 4 exons. The record is from RefSeq and is a predicted model, not a curated record. Gene Ontology annotation, biological process: granulocyte colony-stimulating factor signaling pathway; vesicle-mediated transport; endoplasmic reticulum organization.